Messenger RNA from Microsporum canis CBS 113480, 1098 nucleotides. Its product is annotated as 3-isopropylmalate dehydrogenase A. Lineage: Eukaryota; Fungi; Ascomycota; Eurotiomycetes; Onygenales; Arthrodermataceae. The transcript has 5 exons. Gene Ontology annotation, cellular component: cytosol. Gene Ontology annotation, molecular function: magnesium ion binding; 3-isopropylmalate dehydrogenase activity; NAD binding. The record is from RefSeq and is a predicted model, not a curated record. Gene Ontology annotation, biological process: L-leucine biosynthetic process. The coding region runs from base 1 to 1098 and encodes 365 amino acids.
AUGGGCAAUUAUAACAUCGUCGUCUUUGCGGGGGACUGCUGCGGCCCAGAGGUCACUGCAGAGGGCAUAAAGGUCUUGAAAGUUGUUGAAAAGAAAAGACCGGAGAUACGGUUUACCUUCCAGGACCAUUUACUAGGCGGAGCUUCGAUUGAUGCGGCUGGAACGGCUCUUACGGACGAAGCCCUCUCCGCCGCCAAGAAUGCAGAUGCCGUGCUUCUCGGAGCGGUUGGAGGUCCCAAAUGGGGUACGGGGGCGGUUCGUCCUGAGCAAGGAAUCCUCCGCCUGCGUAAAGAGAUGGGGACGUUUGGGAACCUGCGGCCCUGCAACUUUGCUGCUCCGUCGCUGGUCGACAUCUCCCCUCUCAAGGCCGAGGUAUGCCGUGACGUGGACUUCAACAUCAUCCGCGAGCUGACGGGAGGCAUCUACUUUGGCGAACGACGGGAGGACAACGGUGACGGGACCGCCUGUGACACAGAGCCGUACUCGCGGACGGAGAUAGAGCGGGUCGUUCGCCUGGCCGCGCAUCUUGCUCUCCAGCAUAGCCCGCCCUUGCCCGUGUGGAGUUUGGACAAGGCCAAUGUGUUGGCCACGAGCCGUUUGUGGAGGAAGGUUGUGACCGAGGUCAUGGACAGGGAGUUCCCGCAGAUUACAUAUGGACACCACCUGAUUGACAGCGCGGCUAUGUUGAUGGUGAAGAACCCUCGUGCCCUCAACGGGAUAGUGGUCACCAGCAACCUGUUUGGCGACAUCAUCAGCGACGAGGCUAGCGUGAUUCCUGGUUCCCUAGGCUUAUUACCCAGUGCCAGCCUGAACGGCAUCCCAGACGGCAAGACCAAGGUCAACGGCAUAUACGAGCCUAUUCACGGCUCCGCACCAGACAUCGCUGGGAAGGGUAUUGUGAACCCCGUUGCUAUGAUCCUGUCCGUGGCAAUGAUGCUGCAGUUCUCUCUCAACCGUCCGGAGGAGGCCAGGGUAAUUGAAACCGCGGUGCGGAACGUAAUCGAGAGCGGAGUCAAGACCGGUGACAUCGGCGGCAAGGCCACGACGAAAGAGGUUGGGGAUGCCGUUGCUGCAGAGGUUGAGAAGCUGCUCUCGUGA